Molecule: messenger RNA, 2325 nt
Organism: Acomys russatus (golden spiny mouse)
Lineage: Eukaryota; Metazoa; Chordata; Mammalia; Rodentia; Muridae
Gene: Col8a1
Product: collagen type VIII alpha 1 chain
Exons: 2
Coding region: 34-2271 (745 amino acids)
Molecular function (GO): protein binding
Source: RefSeq, a predicted model, not a curated record
CACAUUGUUUGUGUGUUCCUGUCUCUACAGGUGAUGGCUGUGCCACCCGGGCCUCUACAGCUGCUGGGAAUACUGAUCAUCACUUCCCUGAUCUCCGUCAGGCUCACUCAGGCUGGUGCCUAUUAUGGAAUCAAGCCGCUGCCCCCUCAGAUUCCUCCUCAGAUACCACCACAAAUUCCACAGUACCAGCCCUUGGGCCAGCAAGUACCUCACAUGCCCUUGGGCAAAGAUGGCCUUUCCAUGGGCAAGGAGAUGCCCCACAUGCAGUAUGGCAAAGAGUAUCCACACUUACCCCAAUAUAUGAAGGAAAUCCAACCUGUGCCAAGAAUGGGCAAGGAAGUGGUACCCAAGAAAGGCAAAGGAGAAAUACCCUUAGCCAGUUUGCGAGGAGAACAAGGUCCCCGUGGAGAGCCCGGACCAAGAGGACCACCUGGCCCGCCAGGUCUGCCAGGUCACGGAAUGCCUGGGAUCAAGGGGAAACCCGGGCCCCAGGGAUAUCCAGGAAUUGGAAAGCCGGGUAUGCCAGGAAUGCCUGGGAAGCCAGGAGCCAUGGGAAUGCCAGGGGCAAAAGGCGAAAUUGGACCUAAAGGGGAAAUCGGGCCUAUGGGAAUCCCAGGACCUCAAGGACCUCCAGGACCUCAUGGACUUCCUGGCAUCGGGAAACCGGGUGGGCCAGGGUUACCAGGGCAACCAGGAGCAAAAGGUGAGAGAGGGCCCAAAGGACCACCGGGGCCUCCUGGUCCUCAGGGCCCCAAAGGAGAGAAGGGCUUCGGGAUGCCUGGCUUGCCAGGUCUGAAGGGUCCUCCCGGUAUGCAUGGCCCUCCUGGCCCAGUUGGGCUACCAGGAGUAGGAAAACCAGGAGUGACAGGCUUUCCUGGACCACAGGGUCCCCUGGGGAAGCCAGGGCCUCCAGGGGAACCUGGACCACAAGGCCUUAUUGGUGUGCCUGGAGUUCAAGGACCUCCUGGGGUGCCGGGAGUAGGAAAGCCGGGACAGGAUGGGAUCCCUGGCCAACCAGGAUUUCCAGGCGGUAAAGGGGAGCAAGGACUGCCAGGGUUGCCUGGUCCCCCAGGCCUCCCAGGGGUCGGAAAACCAGGCUUCCCAGGACCCAAAGGGGACCGGGGCAUUGGGGGUGUUCCUGGACCUCUUGGGCCAAGAGGGGAAAAGGGACCAGUAGGUGCUCCUGGAAUGGGGGGUCCCCCAGGAGAGCCAGGCCUACCUGGAAUGCCGGGUCCCAUGGGCCCUCCAGGUGCUAUUGGUUUCCCUGGACCCAAAGGAGAAGGUGGGGUCGUAGGACCACAGGGUCCAACAGGUCCCAAGGGUGAGCCAGGCCUCCAAGGCUUCCCUGGGAAGCCAGGGUUUCUUGGUGAAGUAGGUCCCCCUGGCAUGAGGGGUUUGCCGGGUCCUAUAGGACCCAAGGGAGAAGCUGGUCACAAAGGGUUGCCAGGACUUCCUGGUGUUCCAGGACUGCUCGGACCCAAGGGAGAACCAGGCAUACCCGGGGAUCAAGGUCUCCAGGGACCCCCAGGUAUUCCAGGAAUUGCAGGACCAAGUGGCCCUAUUGGACCACCUGGGAUUCCAGGCCCCAAAGGAGAACCAGGCCUCCCAGGGCCCCCUGGGUUCCCUGGUGUAGGGAAGCCAGGAAUAGCAGGUCUUCACGGUCCCCCGGGAAAACCUGGUGCCCUUGGACCUCAAGGCCAGCCUGGCCUUCCUGGGCCCCCAGGCCCUCCAGGGCCCCCGGGCCCCCCAGCUGUGAUGCCUCCUACACCGCCACCCCAGGGAGAAUAUCUGCCAGAUAUGGGGCUAGGAAUUGAUGGAGUGAAACCUCCACAUGCCUAUGCCGGCAAGAAGGGCAAGAACGGAGGGCCGGCCUAUGAGAUGCCUGCGUUUACUGCCGAGCUGACCGCACCCUUCCCACCGGUGGGGGCCCCAGUGAAGUUUGACAAGAUGCUCUACAACGGUAGACAGAAUUACAAUCCGCAGACUGGCAUCUUCACCUGUGAAGUUCCGGGUGUCUACUACUUUGCUUACCAUGUUCACUGCAAGGGGGGCAACGUGUGGGUUGCUCUCUUCAAGAACAACGAGCCCAUCAUGUACACAUAUGACGAGUACAAGAAGGGCUUUCUGGACCAGGCAUCUGGGAGUGCGGUACUGCUGCUCCGGCCUGGAGACAGGGUGUUCCUCCAAAUGCCCUCAGAACAGGCAGCCGGACUGUACGCCGGGCAAUAUGUCCACUCCUCCUUUUCAGGAUAUUUAUUGUAUCCCAUGUAAAAAGCAAAAAGAAAGAACGAGAGAGAUUUAAUAGAAGAAAAGAAAAUGACACAC